This is a messenger RNA of Chara braunii, 1217 nucleotides long. The record is from the annotation of a GenBank genome assembly. NCBI's taxonomy places the organism in Eukaryota, Viridiplantae, Streptophyta, Charophyceae, Charales, Characeae.
GCGUGAACUGCCGACGUAGUGACGCACAGAGAACUCCGGAAUUCCGAAGCCCCAACCCAGUGAGUUCGGUGUCCGAUGGGGAUUUGCAAUGCGCCUGCCACGUUUCAGCGAGCGAUGAACAUGACGUUCCAGAACUUCGUCAGCAAGACACGGUUGACGCAAGGAAUGAUUAACUUCUGCGUAAUCCUGUACAUGGACGACAUCCUGGUCUAUUCGGAAACCUAUCACGGGCACGCGCAGCACAUUGAAUGGACAUUGGGUGCAUUGAGAGACGCUAGGUUCAAGAUUGCGCUUGAGAAGAGCGAAUUUUUCCUCUCAGAAAUUUUGUUCUUGGGCUAUGUCGUGACACGUGGAGGAUUGCGGCCAGAUUCGAGAAAAGUUGCGGCGGUGAAAGAAGCUGCGGUUCCUACGUCACUGACGCAGGUUCGAGCCUUCUUGGGACUGGCAUCGUACUACCGACGCUUCAUCAAGGGCUUUGCCGCGAUUGCACGACCACUAACGAAUCUGCUAUGGAAGGACCAACCUCUCAGCUGGGACGCGGAGUGCCAGCAGGCCUUUGCAACCCUCAAGGACGCUCUAGCAACGACCCCUAUUUUGAUUCCACCGGACCCCUCGAAGCAGUUCAUUCUUAUCACGGACUGGCAACCGGAAGCGAUUUCCGCUAUUCUAGCGCAGAAGGGGAACGAUGGUCGCGAACACGUCAUCGAGUAUGCGUCACGAACUGUACCGGACGAACGAAGAAACGACUCCACACCUCAGGGUGAGUGUUAUACGGUAGUUUGGGGAAUCCAACACUUCCAUCCGUAUCUCUACGGACAGAAGUUUCACCUCGUAACGGAUCACGAGCCUCUGCUGGCGCUGAAGAAACUCACCAACUACACGGGCAUGAUUGGCCGUUGGGCGGUGCGACUACAAGAAUACGACUUCGAUAUCGUCCAUCGAAAGACAGAGCGACACGGCAACGCGGACGGGCUGACACGUCUGCAUCGACCUGCCAAGGUACAAAAGGGCGAGGAAAUUACACCGUGGAAAGAGCCGGACUUGACUAACGAGCCGAAGUACGGACAAGUGGCAGUUCUCCCACGUGGCAAGAAGCAAAACGGUGGCGAUGCGUGAUGGAGGUAACCCCACUACCCCUCUUUCUCCCCCUUCCUCCUCGUCUCUCCUCUUCUUGCCUGACAAAUUUUGUUAUUUUUGCGAAGCCAUCUCCUACAUCU